AUGGAUGCUGAAGAGCAAGACGUCAGAGUUACAGCUCUGAAUGGCUACGAUUGGCCGGUUGCUCUUCCGAAAAACAUCCAUGAAGCAGACCUCCCUAUGAGAGAUAUUUCUUUCCAAGCUGUUUGGACAGUGUCAAGCUGCAAAUCUGGUAAGACUUUCUGUUGUUGCAGAAAUGAUAUAAAGGCGCAAAUGGUUAUACUCCGAGCUGUGUUUUGUGUCUUCCAUGACAGUGUCGAUAAAUAUUGGCAAAGUGAUGGUCCUCAGCCACACACAGUGACAAUUGAGUUCCCGCGGAAGACCGAUAUUUGCUUUGUUAUGAUGUAUCUCGACUUAAGAAUGACGAAAUCCUACACACCAAGCAAGAUAAUCGUAUAUCUAGGAUCAUCCUUGAUGCACCUCGAUGAUGGGUUACCUGUAGAAUUCAAUGAGCCUACUGGCUGGCAGCUGAUUGAUUUGCGAUCUCGCCGAACAAAUAGACCGUCCCGUGCUAUGGUGGUGCAAAUACAAGUGGUGCACAACCAUCAGAAUGGACGCGACACCCACAUACGACACAUUCGCGUACUUGGGCCUAGCCGAUCGCGAUUUGCCUCGCACUCCCGACUGCAUGCUGGUCGACCGGGCACCGUUGAUGACUUUGUGUUACCCCCUGUUUCGGACCUUAACAAGCUUAUCAAUAGCUGUAUGGCGAUCCGAUAG
Ostertagia ostertagi is the source of this 696-nucleotide messenger RNA. The record is from the annotation of a GenBank genome assembly. NCBI's taxonomy places the organism in Eukaryota, Metazoa, Nematoda, Chromadorea, Rhabditida, Trichostrongylidae.